UUUUUCCGUUCAGGGGUCGCAUCUUGCAGCGGGACUGGCGACUUGUGUUCGCGGUCAGCGUGUUUUAUUCCGACAGAGCCGGCGUGUGACGUCACGAGGAGCCUGCCGCGAGCGCUGCUAGCUGGACACCAUGAGCUCUGAUUUCCAGAGUGAAGAUGAAGCCCACUGUGCCGCUUGUACUUCUGGUCCUGCUUACUGUAGCAGGACAAAGCCAGGCCCAGGUCAAGAGCUCAAUUUUGGAUUUGACCAACAGCGUCAGGAGCAUCCUUCCCAGUCUGAGCCGGCCAGCAAACCACAGCCGCAUCUUCUAUGCAGUGAUGUUUGAUGCUGGGAGCACAGGGACGCGUAUUCAUGUUUAUACCUUCAUCCAGAGUCUCUCAGAGGAGCUGCCUGUGUUGGACAAUGAGAUGUUCCAUUCCACAAAGCCUGGGUUGUCGGCAUAUGCUGACUCCCCUGAAAUGGCAGGACACACAGUGAGGAUGUUGUUAAAAGUGGCCAAGAAGACAGUGCCUCGCCUGGAGUGGAAGAGAACUCCAGUGAUCCUUAGAGCCACAGCCGGUCUUCGGCUGCUGGAGGCGGAGAAAGCUCAGGCUCUUUUGGACCAGGUUCAACACGUGUUUGAUGAAUCUCCUUUUUUGGUCCCAGACAACAGCGUCAGCAUAAUGAACGGCACAAAUGAAGGGAUCCUGGCUUGGAUAUCUGUGAACUUUCUAACCGGUCACCUGAAUGCACAAACCCAGAAGACAGUGGGAAUAUUGGAUUUGGGUGGAGGAUCCACUCAGAUCACUUUCCUACCAAAACUCAGGAAAACCAUUGAAAGUGUUCCUGUUAGUGAUUACGUUGCCAAAUUUGGCAUUUUGAACUCAACGUUUCAGUUGUACACUUACAGCUACUUGGGAAAUGGAUUGAUGGCAGCUCGACUGGCGACACUAGGUGCUUUGGGCGCAGAAGGAUUACAAUGGCAGGUUUUUAAAAGUUCCUGUCUGCCAAAGAAGUUCAGGGAUGAAUGGAGCUUUGGGGGACUAACCUAUCAUGUGAGCGGGGACCCAGAUGGUUAUUCGGGAUACAAGCUGUGUUAUCAGGAAGUACUUAAGGUGGUGAAGGGGAUUAUUCAUCAGCCGUUUGAGCUCGAAGACAGCAAUGUUUUCUAUGCAUUCUCCUAUUACUUUGACAGAGCUGUGGAAGCAGGCCUUAUCGAUGGAGUCCAAGGAGGGAUGUUGGAGGUCAGGGACUUCAAGAAGAGGGCUAAAGAGGUGUGCAAUAAGAUGAGCAAGUACCUGCUCAUCAGUCCUUUCCUGUGUAUGGACAUGACCUACAUAACUUGUCUGCUCAAGGAUGGGUUCGGGUUCAAGGAGCGCACAGUGCUGCAGUUGACCAAGAAAGUGAAUAACGUCGAGGCAAGCUGGGCUCUGGGUGCUACGUUGGACCAUUUCCACCACCUGAAGAUCCACUGAGGAGAAGCUUGAAACAAAAACUGCUGGUUUAGGUGGUGCUCAAGAACAAAUGGCAAUGCGCAGCACCUUAUCUAAGAGCCCCAGACAUCUACUGUCUCUUGAGGGCACAACUAACCUCAUAAGUAAUUUUCUUUUUUAAAAAGCUCUUAUUCACAAGUGUUAAUAUAUUGAGCUGUAAAUAAGCAAUGCAUUGCCUUGCGCAAAGCAUGUGAAGCACUGGAGGUUGACAUUUGAGUAGACAAUGUUAACAACUCAGUUAAUGCAUUUGGGGCAUUUCUGGAUUAAAUGACAGAUAUUGUAUUUUCUACUGCUGAACAUCAAGUCUGACUGGUUGUGCUGGGCAAGAUCAGUGUUUACAUGCAUCAAUGUGAUUGUUAAGGAUAUGUUAUGAAUGUGAAUCCAGUUAAUUUGACAGUCAACCUCAUCAGCCAUUGUAGUUUAAGAUGAAGUUGAGUUGUUUUCAUUUGAGACAGUCACUGGAUUUCAACCUGUGUUUACAGUGAUGUACAAUACUUUUUACAAACCUUUAAACCCGUGUCAUUGUUUCUUUGGGACUACUUGUUUUGAAAAACUUGAGGGAAAAAGCUGUUUGUACAAACUCUGCCAUUUCACGCUUGUUAAAAUAAAACCAUCGGUUGCUAAUUUACAAAUAUC
Molecule: messenger RNA, 2108 nt
Organism: Betta splendens (Siamese fighting fish)
Lineage: Eukaryota; Metazoa; Chordata; Actinopteri; Anabantiformes; Osphronemidae
Product: ectonucleoside triphosphate diphosphohydrolase 5-like
Exons: 14
Coding region: 156-1454 (432 amino acids)
Biological process (GO): nucleoside diphosphate catabolic process
Cellular component (GO): membrane
Molecular function (GO): GDP phosphatase activity; UDP phosphatase activity
Source: RefSeq, a predicted model, not a curated record